CUUCCCAACUAAUUCUCUCUCACUCAUUCCCCUUUUAUGAUUUAUUAAAACAAACCCAAAGACAAUAUAUCAUAUCAUAAUAUCAUACUGUCAUAGCUUUUUAAUUUCGGCUAGAGUUAUAUUGAAUUUUUUUUUUUAAAUUUACAUUGAAAUUUUUACCGGGAAAGAAGGAAGGCAUACCGGGUGGUGAAUUCCUCCCGGUGCCUGUGAAAGGACGAAGAAGUGGUAAACGUGCCAACAAAAACCCGGCCAAUGUUGCGACCAAAAGGCGUAUGGGGAAUGAAGUUGAGCGUGUCGGCGUUUCGCGCUCACGCUUCAGCGCACAAGAAGAUUCUCAACUCGACCUAUCAGAGCACCCUUAACUAUGGUGCUACCUGCAGUACGUCACACCAGGGUGCUGGAAACCGGUACUCGAAAAUUUCUAAGGGUGAUGCCGGGAUGAUCAGACCGAGGAGAAGCAGCGGCAGUGGAAACGGAGGAGGCCCGAGCGGCACAGGAAGCAGCGCAGACACUCACGCCGUACCGAUUGCAACCGAAAAUCACCCGACGAGAAAAGCCGCGAGGGCCGCCUCACCUCCCAACCGCACAAGAAGUAACCAACGGUGGAUGAAACUGAGGACGACCGUCCAACUUUCUGGUGCGAUACAGAAGAACAAAGCACAACUAAAAAGAGAAGAUUCUUUUCUUAAACGGUUUUCUACACGACAAAUUCCAGAACCGCAGGGGACAUUAGAUACUGGAGACGACGAAGAAGGGGACAGCGAGAUCACGUCGAACGGCACGAUCACAGGCGAAAAAAAGAGCCGGAAGAAGAAAAAAAGACGAAAGAGGCCUCCUGCCACCGUCAUCAAUCCAGACGGUCGUUUCUUCUACUACUGGCUGUUACUAAUAACCGUCUGCGUCCUGUACAACUUCUGGAUCCUGAUAGCAAGGCAUAGCUUCCCGGAGCUGCAGGACAGACACAACCGAUUUUGGAUGACGUGCGACAUUUUUACCGAUAUAGUGUUCAUUUUGGAUAUCGUCGUCCAGUUUAGGACAGGGUAUCUGGAACAGGGUCUUAUGGUCUAUGACACCAAGAAAUUGGCCGGUCACUACAUGGAAUCCAAUUCCUUCCUUCUCGACUUGAUAACAGUCUUUCCUCUUGAUCUGCUCCAAUUGAAUUUGGGCAUCAAACCGCUUUUACGUUUUCCUAGAUUUUUUAAGGUUCAUCGUGUAUAUCAUUAUUAUUAUAUCGUCGAAGCAAGGACUGUUUAUCCCAACGUGCUACGUGUUGUGAACCUAAUCCACAUCCUUCUCAUCCUCGCUCAUUGGUUCGGAUGUUUCUACUACCUUCUCUCCGAAGCCGAAGGGUUCCAAGGCGAUUGGGUCUAUCCGUACAGGCCUGGCGAAUACGCCACCCUCAGCAGAAAGUACCUCGCAUCGUUGUACUGGUCCACUCUUACGCUCACAACGAUUGGAGACCUGCCGACUCCUGAAACAAACGCUGAUAAAGGGGCAGCCAACCACUAUAGGAUUACAAGUAGAGGUCACAAAACUCGGCUCCUUCAGUUUCAUUCGUCUUGGGGAUAUAUUUUUACCAUUGUUGGAUAUUUAAUCGGAGUCUUCAUAUUUGCAACAAUAGUCGGUCAAGUCGGCAAUGUAAUUACAAAUAGAAAUGCCAACAGACUGGAAUUUGAGAGACUGCUGGAUGGGGCCAAAUCGUACAUGAGACACCAUAAAGUCCCAGGCGGGAUGAAGAGACGUGUCCUCCGGUGGUAUGAUUACUCCUGGUCCAGAGGUAGAAUCCAAGGUGGUGGUGAUAUUCACAGCGCUUUGGGAUUGUUGCCUGACAAACUGAAAACAGAAUUAGCACUCCAUGUCAACUUGAGUGUUCUGAAGAAGGUGACGAUUUUUCAAGAAUGCCAGCCGGAAUUUUUGCACGAUCUCGUUUUAAAAAUGAGAGCAUUUAUAUUUACACCUGGAGACUUGAUAUGCAGGAAAGGCGAAGUGGCGCGAGAAAUGUUUAUUAUUGCUGACGGUGUCCUGGAAGUUAUCAGUGAAUCUGGACGGGUGUUGACAAAAAUGAGAGCGGGCGAUUUUUUCGGUGAAAUCGGCAUAUUAAAUCUUGACGGGCUCAACAAGCGUACUGCUGAUGUGAGGUCAGUCGGAUAUUCCGAGCUUUUCAGCCUUUCGAGGGAAGAUGUUCUGACGGCAAUGAAAGACUACCCAGAAGCUCAGGAAAUACUACAGGAUUUAGGGAGAAGGCGGCUUAGAGAGGCUCAAAAUAUGAAUCGAGCUUGGAAAAAUUCAGUGAGAAGGCGUGAUAGGAGGACUUCAGCGACGAUUCCCAGACCUGAGCUACCGCCACCCCCAAAUCGGAGUAUUAUCGAGAAAAUUAAAGCAGAUAUGAAAGGUCUCAAAGAAGUCUUCAGGCUGGGAAGAGCGACAAGUUUCAUUUUUAGAAGAAAACAAGAAGACGUUGAGUUGCAACCUCUGACAAAGCCGAAAGAGCCGCCGGCCCCGCUGAAAGCGAAGCUCAGAAGAAUGCCUCGGGUGAACGAUGAAGCUUCGUACGAAGAGGCGAAGCCCCCGUCGACACCCAUCGGCGCAGGCUUACCAUUAUUACAAAGAUUGAAGCUAUUGAAAGAAAAACAGGAACAGGAGGCGUUACAAGCAAACCAAGAAUCAGCCACUUCAGACAAAACGGAAAAUCAAGAAUCGGGGUCAACUAGUAUAACAUUAUUGCAACGCACAUUUAUAUUAAAACAAAAAGACGAAGAUAAAGAUCCAAAAGAGUUAAUAGCUGUUUCAUCAUUACCUACAGUCAGUAAAGGAUUCGUAUCAACUGUCAGAACGCAAUUUCAGUUGCCUUCUCAAAGAAUGAUAAAACUGAUGAUAAAGGAUCCUGUAACAUUUACCAAUUCUUCGACUCCAAAAGAAACAACGUCCCCAAUCUCCGAUAAGCAAGAAAGUCAAAGUGUGCCUGAAAAAUCCAAUGAACCUAGCUUAACCGGGAGUACAGAGUCUGAACAUUUUCCGAAACACGACGAGUCGUGGAUGAUGAUUAAAAAGGCCGUAACACGACCGUACCCUCGGGAAGAUUCAUCACAAGGGAAAGAAUUCGUUUACGAAAGUUCCGAAGCGAAAUCCCUUCAGUCUGCUCAAGACAAUAAUGCUCAAAAAUUUGAUAGUGAAGCGACUAGAGUGAAAGAUAGAGUAAAACUGUACAGAUCCAUUGAAGAUUUAUCACCAGAAUAUGGAGAACUUCCAUUUGUUAAAAAAUUAGAAAUUUUAAACGAACGGCAGAAGUUGGAAGAAACACAAAGCCACGAUGAUAAAGCUAAUUCCGAUUUGUCGCAUUUGAGCGAUAGUUUUAGUUCCGCCUCUAGUGAACCUAUACCUCAAACUGUUAUAGAAGAAGUAGAAUCUCCUUUAAACGAACUUGUACAUACAGAAUUAAAUUUACAAGCUGAAAAAGAAACACAAAAAGGAGAAAUCUGUCUAUCACAACAGUUAAGUUCCCCAGAAAGUAAUGAGACUGUAGAAAGAAGAAAUUUAAAAAGUAUAUUGAAAAAAUUAUCAUCGGGUUCUAUGGCUCCUGGAGCACUCGGAAGCAGCGAAGAAACGGACAAUUCUGUCAGUCAGCCGUCCUCCUUGACAGAUAUGAAGAAGCUAAUGAGAGCUCAAACGAUAGAAGGAUAUGCAGCGAGGCACAGCAAAUUGACAAAAAAUGUCACGUUCAACAGGAUGGCUAUGAAUUCGUCGUCAACAUCCGGAAGUCUGACGCCGACGAGCAAUGGGGUUUUUCUCCCAUCUGAAGUACAAGACGCCAACAAUCGAAACGACACGAAUUCCCGUGGGACUCGACACAUUUCAGGAGAAUCAAUCGUUAGUGUUAAAGGAGGUAAAAAUCCGACCUGCGGUGAACCGUCCACAUCGGCCGGCACCUCUGCACAUUCAGCUGAAUUCUCACGGCCUACUCUAGUUAUCGAGCACACUAGAAAUCAAAAUUAUUCUAACAUCGAUCCUCAAAAUAAACAAACUGCGUUGCCUUACAUAGGUGAUCUCUUCGGACAAAUACGAGAAAUCGUAGAGGGGCAUUUGGAUGCCAUUGAAUGUAAAUAUGUGGACUUUUUUCACAAUCUGGAAAUCGAAGUGAGAAAAAGGGAUAAAACUAUUUCACAUUUGCAAGGCAGAAUUCAAGAGUUAGAGACUAACCUACAAGAUGAUGGGAGAGGUAAUUCGGAUACAAGUUUUGACGGGGACCACCCGUUUUUGAGAGCUGGUUCAGCCGACACUAUUCUUCCUGUCUCAGAUAAUUUAAACGAAGACACAGAUCAAGAUGAUUCAGAUUUACAUAGCCGACUGUCGACGGACAAUUGCUCGAUAGAAGAUCAUUCAGACGGUUCGGUCGAAGCGUUAGACGGCAUGCCGAGAAAAGAUUACGUUUCUGUCGAUGUCGACUCUUCUGAAACUUCGUUUGAAUCAGAGUCUGAAGAUAUCGAUGACGAUAAUGAAUACGAUGUUAGUAAUAUAGUCGAUGAUGAUGAUGAUAUAGAUGAAGAGUUAAGAAACAAAUACCAUUAUAACUGGGAGGUUCAAAUGCUUGCUGAAGAACUGGAGAAGAAAAAAUCCAGCAGUAAGAGAGCAAUGAGCUUCGAUUCCCCACAGGGAACAAAUAUUAUAUCCUUAAGAAGAAGUAGUUUUGAUCAAAACAUACACAAAACGAGAAAACCUCUGGAGCUCUUUAGUACGGGGUCUUUAGAAAUUCAUAGAAGAUUAAGCACAUCAUCACUACCUAGGCGAAGAUGUAUGUCUAUAACUAAUAUGCAAAGAAAGAUGUCUACUAACGGUAUUAAAAAUACAGGGAACAUUGUUUAUCAAUCGAGUGGUGAAGAGCCACGGAUAUGUGAUUUGUCUUUGAUACCGACUAGUAAAAUAGUGAGUAAGGCUUCCGCCUUCGAUGAAUGUGCCUAUCCUGUGAGAACGGUACCGAUUAGUUCUACGAGUGUUAACGCAGGAUCUUCCAUGAGUCGUUUAAAUGCAUUCACCAGAAGAAAAAUAUUACUACCGUCUUCGAUUUGCCUCAAAGAAAAUCCACAGACCGGUGGUUCUUUCUCAUCGACUCCAGACGUCACAUGUUCCGAUGUGCAUGUUACCGGUGGCAGAGCCAGAAUACAUUCUUGCCCAGUAAGUUCCUCCGCCAAACCGGGCGAUUCGCCAGUUCUUGGUUUAGAAGCCGAUACACCGACUAACGAUUCUGAAAACGGCCAAAGAGUCAGUCCUACAGAACGGUCCUCACAAUCACCAGGCGUGUUCCCGUCAUCAGCCGAUACACUCUCCCCCGUCACAGGUAACCAAGGUUUACCCCCAUCAACAAGCAAAAAAUAAUUUUUCUAUGUAUUGUUUUUACAUGCCUUAUAAUGAUUUUUAAAUAAAAGAAGCAUCUGUAAAUAAUUUGUGCUUCAUUAAAAUUACAAAAAAUAUAUAUUUAAAAAUAUUCAGACCAAAUAAUGUCUUUCUUUCACAUCAUUUAAUUAGAUGUGGCCCUUUUGAUGUAAACUACCUAGUGUUUAUGUUCGCACAAUUUGUAAGUAAAUACAUACUAUAUUUUAUGUAUUGCAUGGUCAUACUAAAAUGAUAAAUGGACUGAAGUAAAAUAUUUAAACUGUUGUAAAAAGAAAUUAAUAAA
This is a messenger RNA of Cimex lectularius (bed bug), 5671 nucleotides long. RefSeq lists its product as uncharacterized. Lineage: Eukaryota; Metazoa; Arthropoda; Insecta; Hemiptera; Cimicidae. Gene Ontology annotation, cellular component: membrane. The record is from RefSeq and is a predicted model, not a curated record. Gene Ontology annotation, biological process: monoatomic ion transport; transmembrane transport. Gene Ontology annotation, molecular function: protein-containing complex binding; monoatomic ion channel activity.